UUUGUAAGAAUAAUAUAAUAAAAAUCGUUUGCGCGGUCUCCGCGUUUGAAUUUUAUUCUCUACUUUAACGAGUCAAUCGUCGCCAUGUCCAUAUUAUAUGUAUUGUAUAGAGAGUAAACAACACUCACUCUCUCUCUCUCUCUCUCUCUCUCUCUCUCUCUCUCUCUCUCUCUCGCCAUUGAAUUUGAAACCCUAAUCGACCACUUCAAUUUCAGUCCCCGUACAGCACACACACAACAUGAAGACCAAGACGCCACUGAAGCAACUCAAGCUCUCUGUUCCCGCUCAAGAAAUUCCCAUCUCCUCUUUCUUAACGGCAAGUGGUACAUUUCAUGAUGGCGAUCUGCUAUUAAAUCAGAAGGGUUUGCGGCUUAUAUCUGAAGAAAAGGAACCUCGCCCUGCUGACAGUAAGGAGCUUGAUAUUGAAUUUUCAUUGGAAGAUCUUGAGACUAUGAAAGUCAUUGGUAAGGGAAGCGGUGGGGUGGUACAGCUUGUGCGUCAUAAAUGGCUUGGAAAGCUAUUUGCCCUGAAGGUCAUCCAGAUGAACAUUCAAGAAGAGAUUCGUAAACAGAUUGUGCAAGAACUGAAAAUAAACCAGGCAGCACAAUGUUCUCAUGUGGUGGUUUGUUACCACUCUUUCUAUCACAAUGGAGCUAUUUCUCUUGUACUAGAAUACAUGGAUCGUGGAUCUCUGGCAGAUGUCAUUAGACAAGUUAAAACAAUUCUUGAACCUUAUCUCGCAGUUGUUUGUAAGCAGGUUCUGCAGGGUCUCGUGUACUUGCAUAAUGAAAGACAUGUAAUACACAGAGACAUAAAACCUUCCAAUCUGCUAGUAAACCACAAAGGUGAGGUGAAAAUUACUGAUUUUGGUGUCAGUGCAUCACUUGCUAGCUCUAUGGGCCAAAGGGAUACAUUUGUGGGUACUUACAACUAUAUGUCGCCGGAGAGAAUUAGUGGGAGUACUUACGACUAUAGCAGCGAUAUUUGGAGUUUGGGUUUGGUUGUACUUGAGUGUGCUAUAGGACGAUUUCCUUAUAUGCAAUCUGAAGAUCAACAAAGUUGGCCAAGCUUCUAUGAGCUUUUGGAGGCAAUUGUGGAAAGCCCACCACCCUCCGCUCCACCAGAUCAGUUCUCCCCAGAGUUCUGUUCAUUUGUAUCUGCCUGCAUUCAGAAGGACCCGGGGAACAGAGCAUCGUCAUUGGAUCUUUUGAGUCACCCUUUCAUCAAGAAGUUUGAAGAUAAAGAUAUCGACCUUGGAAUUCUGGUUGGUAGCUUGGAACCUCCUGUAAAUUUCACCCGAUAGAUUGUCUUGUAUUGUUAAUAAUUUCAGAGAGCAUGUUUUCUUCUCAUAUGUAAUAUUCUCCAGUUUUGGUCAACAUUACAACAAUUUUCUUCUAGUAACCAAGCAAAUAUUGAUAUAGUUUGUUUGUUAUGAUGCUUUUUAAGUUCAGUUGCUCAAUACAAAACCCCCUCAACUGGCCUGGACA
Messenger RNA from Ziziphus jujuba (common jujube), 1487 nucleotides. RefSeq names its product mitogen-activated protein kinase kinase 6. Bases 239 to 1303 code for a protein of 354 amino acids. Gene Ontology annotation, cellular component: cytoplasm. Gene Ontology annotation, molecular function: ATP binding; protein serine/threonine kinase activity. Gene Ontology annotation, biological process: protein phosphorylation. The record is from RefSeq and is a predicted model, not a curated record. The transcript has 8 exons. NCBI's taxonomy places the organism in Eukaryota, Viridiplantae, Streptophyta, Magnoliopsida, Rosales, Rhamnaceae.